This is a messenger RNA of Ostrea edulis (European flat oyster), 3292 nucleotides long. RefSeq names its product vesicle-associated membrane protein/synaptobrevin-binding protein-like. The transcript has 7 exons. Gene Ontology annotation, cellular component: plasma membrane; endoplasmic reticulum membrane. Gene Ontology annotation, biological process: endoplasmic reticulum membrane organization. Gene Ontology annotation, molecular function: FFAT motif binding. Bases 122 to 889 code for a protein of 255 amino acids. Lineage: Eukaryota; Metazoa; Mollusca; Bivalvia; Ostreida; Ostreidae. The record is from RefSeq and is a predicted model, not a curated record.
AUUCUAAUGAAUUAUCUCAUUGCGCAUGCUCAGUACACGAAUUCAUCUUGGCAGAUGACAAGGGAGAAAAAAAUUGAUACAUCUUUAAAUCGGUAAUACGUGGCCAUUUGAGCAGUUAAAGAUGGCAAAAACAGAACAGGUUUUAAAAUUAGAGCCAGACAGCGAACUGCGCUUCAGAGGACCUUUUACGGAUGUAGUCACUGCUGAUCUGAGAUUGGUAAAUCCAUCAGAAAAAAGAGUAUGUUUCAAAGUAAAAACUACAGCACCAAAACGUUAUUGUGUUCGCCCCAACAGUGGGAUCAUUGAGCCCAAUCAGUCAGUCGGUGUGGCAGUGAUGCUACAGCCAUUUGAUUAUGAUCCGCAAGAGAAGAACAAGCACAAGUUCAUGGUCCAGACAAUGUUUGCUCCUGAUGGUCCUAUUGAAAGUCAGGAACAGUUGUGGAAAGAGGCCACCCCGGACAACUUGAUGGACUCCAAGCUGAAGUGUGUUUUUGAAAUGCCUGCAGAUAGUAGCAAUCAGGUUCCUGUGUCCAAGGUAAAAGAAACAGAAGAAAAGCCACAGUCCAGCAAACCUACCAAACAAGUACAGCUAGAAAGCACACCACCCACAUAUGCAUCCAUAAUUGAUUCGGAGUCUGGGAAAAGAGAUGAUGAAUUACAGAGACUGCAGGCCGAGGUGAAGAAACUGAGUGAAGAUAAUGCUAAGUUAAGGGAUAGUGAGGUGAGGCUGAGAAAGGUAGCGAUUAGUGAUACGUUGUCCACCCCCUCCACAGCAGCGGCCUCCAUACCGCCCACGUCAGCACCGCAAGCCGUACCAAACCUACCACCCAUCGUAUAUCUAAUUAUCGCAUUUAUAUUAGGACUUCUCAUCGGCAAAUACAUUUUCUGAGAAUUUAUUACAUAAGAACAAGUCAGUGCAUAUGAGGAUAUCAAACAUUCUGGAGAUUUUGAUGGUAAAUAACCAGUCAAGUUUUCGGACUCCGUUCCAUACGUGUCUCUCUAGUGCCAGUUCUUCAGACAUACACGUAGGUACAACUGCUAAAAUUUACUCCAAAGAUUUGUUUUGCUGACUGUACGAAUUCAAACAGGUUAUUAUACACUUGAAACUUUUCCCUUGAUAUUGAAUUAGUGGUUUCUCUUAAAUUAUUUAGAUUUUUAAGGCGUCUUACAUGUGAAUUGACAUUUCAUUUUAAUGAUUCAAUUGUACGGUAUGCAAGUUUUUUUUUAUUUGUACAUGUGCAUUGGUUACUUUGUAAAAGCUUACUGGAUAAAAAUGAAUAAGCAAGUGUAAACAGGUUCAUUAUCUGGUGUGUGAUAAAUUGUUUUUGAUGCAAUAAAAUAUAUCCCAUGAUAAUGUCAAUAUAUACACUGUUUGAUAUGUGUCAUUGUAAGGUUAGUCUUGUAGGAGCCAAUGACAGGACACUGUGUGUGUGUGUGUGUGCAAUGUAUUGUUUACAAGUAACUGCAUGUUGACAUUGUUGUAUAAUGAUUAGUACUUUCGUUGACCAGUAAAUCAUUGACAAUAGGACACCCCUUCCCCCUCUAUCAUUGAAUAGACAAUGAAUUGUAUACAAUCUUUACUCUGUUAUUUUACUAAGAUGUAUGCAUAAGUUACAGGUAGUUGUUAUGAAAUAUGUUUUUCUGAAUACAUUUUGUAAGACUUGAUAUGUUUUUGUUGAAUGCUUGAUAAUUUACUAUAGAGAGAAAGAGAGAGAAAGUUGGUCACAAUGUUGAGCAGGCUGAUGCAUUUUCUGAAGAAUUAAUUGUAUAGGCAAAAUUAUAAAGGAAAGCAAUAAAACUGGAACCAGUUGGGUUGAACCCCACCACCCCACCCCCAAAAGAAAAAAAAUAAGAUAGUUUCUCAGACCGAAAAUUUCAAAUUUUGUAGAGGCAGGCAGACCUGUAUUUAUUUUUUUUACUUGGCUGUAGCAUGAGUUGUCUAUCCUCUUUAUAUUGACUGUAGAAUGAGUUACCAUUUCUUUCUCAUGUAUAGAAUAAGCAAUGACAUUUUUUUAUGAUAAGUAACUUCACAUUACUUAUUAUUAAGUGUAUACUAUUAUUCUAUAAACACUUGCACAUGAUUGAGAAUGCAUUCAAUAAUUAUUUGAUCGAAAAUCUGAAAGUUUUAUGUGAAAAUCUAACAUAAGUUACCUCAUUUACAUAGAUAAGCAAUUACCUUUUCUACGGAUGUGGCGGGGCCUGAGAAACUAUUGAUUAAUGGUAUUUUUUUUUGGGAGGGGGGUGUUCGGUUUUAACAAUUUUUUCACCACUUUGACAAUUUUCUAGAAGUCGAAUCAACAUUUAAACAAUGACCAAAACUAUAUCUCAUUUUAUUUUAUUUAAAAUGUUCAUGUUGGAGAGAAUAUAAGUUUUGCAAUCUACGAUUUGGCUGAAAAUACAAAUGCAAAGGGUUUACAAGAGUUCCAAGUGUUUGUAAAAUAUAACUUGUUCACUAGAUUGAGGAGCAUUUCAAUAAUGGAGUCUUCCAGUCAGCAGCGAGUACAAAAUAGAUGGACCUGGUGUUAUAUGUUUGACCUGCAGUAAAAAAUAGAUUUUUUUUGGUUAUGGAAAUCUGUGGACAUUUGAUUUUCUUGAAAAUUAACACCGUAAAGAAAAGUUUGUGUUAACCUAUAAUGGUCUGUUCUUUGUACAUUUUCAUGCCAUGUCUAAACUUUUGCAUGGAAACAAAAUAUUUUACCAAAACCAAUUGAUAGACUCCCAGAUUACGAUUCAACCUAUAUGUUCCUAUAGACCAAGUUCUGAAUUAGUUAUUUUGUGAAGAUUUGGUUUUUGAUAUGUUACUCCAUAUUAUCUGCAGGUUCUUGUGAAAUUAAACGACUGGGAUCACAUUAAUAUACCGAGGUUGUUUGUUGUUCAGUAAUGGAUCCCCAUUCAUAUAGUUAGGUAGCACUGACUACAUAUAACCUGUCUGAAAAUCAUAGACCCUUAAACUACAUAUGUAUUAAAAGUAUUGUAUAUAUAUAUCAUGCUGUAAAGGUUUUUUUUUUUUUUCUUUCCUAAAACCUCACCUAUUAAUUUGCCAACAAUAGUCCUACAGAUAUAUGUAUAUAUAGAGCACAUGGGGUUAAAUGGGAAGAAAAUUCUAUUUCUUUUAUUGGACAGUGUCCUUCUGUCUCAUUACAUGUGUCAUGUUAUGCAUGUCAGUUAGUGAUCAGAUUAAAACUGUACAGUAAGGCAGUGAGAAAGUGAUAGUACUCAUUCAUUUUAGCAAAUUAAAGAGAAAUAAGUUGUAUUAACUGCCAAAUUUCUCAUUAAAAUUGCACAGAAGACA